AGCUCCACCUAGAGGCCGGAAGAGUUACCGUGGCUUUUUAGAGCAAGAACUGUUGUUUGUGUACUUCAAGCUACUGAUGUCUACUCAUUCUCGAUAUAUAUAUCCACAGACACCGUCCUUUUAAUGUUUAAAUCGACAUUCAGAGUUAAAUCCGCGUAUAAUUAGCAUCGAACGUCGUCGUUUCAAUUCGCUUGUGUUGGGACUACUAGCGACGCCAAACGGAACUGCACGAGGGACACAAGAUGGACGCAAACUUUUGACUUUCUGUUUCUAUUUCGUUUCGCCUUUACUCGCACGAGAAACGCUUGUCUAGAUAUUGCCGCAUCCCUCGAGUCGACAGCGCGUGCUGUCGAGUGAAUUAUUAUCAUUCCAGUCAGAAGUCGGUUAAAAUCAGGCCUUCAGACCAACUCGCUGGCAGCCAUUCGUUUUCACAGCCCAACCUUUGCUGUCUUUAUGUGGAUUCGCUUCCUGGUUGCAACACAGUCACACAGUCCAAGUCCUUCAAAACGCAUUUCAGCCUGAGAGACUAUUCGUCGAACUUAUUAAUUAUCCUUAAAGCUUUCAAUAAACAUUUCAUGACUAUUUUACCGAAAAGACCGUAUCUUUUUAUUCGUUUACGUGGAAUGUCGUGAGCCACCGAGUACUAGAAAUAUCUAAUAUAUCGAGUCCAAAGCGAAAACCUGGGAUCUAUGCCUCGUCUUCAUGGAGAAUGUGACUACACGAUCAACACAAGGUAACUGGGGUCUUCUGGAGCCUGUGCAUCCAGGCUCAGUAACCUUUAACGAGAGUAUUCUAGCUCCACUUCGUAACAACUAUUUGUAUGAGGAAUCAAAAGAAUGUUUCACGUACAACUCUGCCCAUUUGAUCAACAAUGACGCUUUACAAAAAAGGUAUGCUGCCUUUCGGUCCGAGAAACGGGAAAAAGGUUAUUCUGAACAGGAACUUGAAGAGACAUUUGGCUUCCUGUUGCUUGAUGAUGCAAACAGGGCAAGGAAAGUUGGUGAAAAAGGCUUGUUGGUUGGAAAAGCAAAAUGCACUACUCUUGGAGACCCGUUGAAAGGUGUCUAUAUCUCAAAAUACUCAGACUGUCUUGACCUGAAGCGCUGGUACGAUGGCAAGACUGGCUACAUUGUCCUUUUGAAGCUGACCAAGGGGAGAGUGAAAGAAGUUACAGACAACUACACCCAGAAUUUUACUCCUCCAACACCUGGCUUUGACUGCCAUGUAUCAGAUCAGCUUGGUGCUGUGUCUUCAACUACUAGUUCUUUCUUGGCUUAUGAGCGAACACAGUACUAUAUGUAUGAACUCCGUGAUGGAAGCAGUAAAGCAGAAUCAUGUCCAAGACAUGCUUGUCCAUUUGCCAUCGUGGCAUUUUCAUAUGGGAAGAUGAGUACCACGUCAGAGUUGGAGCAAAAGAGCCAAGACAAAACAGUAUUUCAUUACCAACCAUGGAUUGGCCAAUUCAAGAUUGAAUCCACUGUCUAUGAUGUUGGUCUUCAGUCUGCGAGUGGAGCCUGGUUCCCAGCAAAACUGCCAAAGACAGUUCAAAUUGACCAUGCAAUUGGUGUGUCUGAACUGAAGAGGACCUUGCCGCGGGAAAUCUUUGAAACUUGCAUUGUGGGUGAAGUUUGCAUAGAUGGCAGAUGUUUCAACUUGUAUGAUGUUGUCUCCUCUAAGGCAAAAAAUGAUCUUGCUCAGAUAGCCCACGAGCUAAAGGAAAAAGACAUGGCUCUUGUUAUACCACUGGAAGAUUCUGGUUUCCUUAUACUGUUACAUUCUUCACACCUCUUCUCUUAUGAAGAUGCAAAGUCGGGUAAGGCAGCUGCACUUCAAGGCAUGUUUAUAUUCCCAGACUCAAGAACUGUGCCAAGAGAUGCCAAGUCGGACCUGACAAAUACUAAAGUGUCAUCAGAAAUAAUGCAAGUCAUUCCAGCACUCAACUAUGCAGAAACAGAGAUGGGAAAAUGUCCUCCAAACCAGCAGGGGUGCUCUAAAAGUUCUUUAGAGAAGUGUUUGCAAGAAUAUGGCACUCUUUUUCACCCAGGACUGUUGGAUGUUCCCACAAGGGAAGCCAGUAUGUUUCCAGACCAAUUUGAUGUGCCUGGUGGUUUUACUCUGAUAUCACCUAAAUGGUCACAGGAGACUGGCACUCGGUUAAAAUCCUAUUUUGAUGAGCCUUGUGGCUUUACAAUUCCAGUAGUGAGAGCACUGGAGUUACUCACUACUGGUCGACAGCAGCGUGGUGAUGAUCAUGACGAUGAUGUCUAUUAUUGUAUAUCAUCACCUGAGGAGGUCCCACAGACUGAUGCCCCUGUUGAAAGUGAGACCUCUCACAGGACUGUUGAAAAAGUUGAGAACCAAAAAGAUGCAAACAAGCAUUUGUCUACAGAGCAGCCUCAACCUGCUUUGCCAGAUGGCCUUGGAAAACUUGGAACAGCUGUAGUUACAGUAGCUGACAGUGUGUUGGAGGAUCCAACUUCCACAGUGUCACCCAAAUUGGGUGAUGUCCCUACAGAGAAUUGUGUAAGUAUUGACACUGAUGUUGAUAAAACAUCUCAAGGGAGUACUAAAGGAGAUGCUGAUGGAGUCUGUGUAGAUUUAUCCACAAAAGAGUCUCCCAUCCACACAAGCAGUACACCAUUAAUCACAUCAACAGAAGAAGGUGGUACUGCUGGGAGGAUGGAGGAUAAUAUACAUCCUGAGAAAACAAUGGCUGAUCCUGCCAAGAAAGUAAAUCGGAGGUCCUUUUCAAGGCGUAAAGGUAGGAAGCGCAAAAUUCAUUGGAGAACCAUGAAGAUCAAAAAAGGAGUUAAAAAAAAGGUUGAUUUACCAACCUCAAGUUUGCCUCUCGUUUUGCCAGUGAACUCCACAGAUGACUCUACAAAAGAGCAGACUCAGUCUGAGACCAUGCAUGCUGAUGACAUCAAUCAGAGGCCACAUUCAACUAGAAGGGGCAAGGGGCGCAGGCAAAGGAGAGUGAAUCGAAAUCUGAGUGAAGCCAAACAAACACAAGAACCUUUAAGUGUGUCAACAGAAACUAUACAUGAUCAAAGUAUAAAAAAUGAAACGAGUCCUUCAAAAAGAGACUGGCGGUCUCUUCCAAGGCGUAAAAGAUUAUGGAAUACUGAUGCCAGUCUGAAGCGUUCUUUGAGAUCAGCUGCUGCAAAGAUUGAUGAGACUAUAGUGAACGCACAGGCUGAUACCACAAAACAAAGUUUGUCUAGCGCACCCAAGAGGAAGAUGGAAGGAUUUAGCUUGAGGGAACGAUAUGGUCUAAAAACCAUAAUCACAACCUGUGGCAGAGUUUUUGUCCCGCAUGGUUCAGAUGUUGAUGUACAAUCUGCAAACAAGAGACAAAGUGAGAAAAUGCAUGUUGAGAUGAGCAUGGACACAAAUGCAGAAACAAUUUCUCCUGUGGAAAACAAAUCCACAGAAAUAGUGGAAAGUAAGGGAGAAUCUCCCUCGAUGGUGAUGGAAGAAUUACCCUGUAAAAAUCCAGUGGGCAGUGAUGGCGAAGACUUGUCGCACAGUCCUUCAAGUGAAAUGCCAAGUGCUCUCUUGUCAGCAUUAAAUAUAUUGAGAAAACUUCAAAAAAACAACCCAUUAGAAAUUGACAAAAGUAAGGAUUUAUGUUCAGAAAAGUCCAUGGAUGCUACAUCAAAUGAGAAUGUAGGCUUCCAACAAACUAACAAAGAUCAUCCUGUUACUGUUCAAACAGAUGCAACUUCCAGUCCUCCCAGAGAAUCUGACCAAUCCAUGCUCUCGGACCCUAAAGUAUCCUCCCUUGACAAAAUCAAAAAGAAAACAAAACAUAGUGUGUACAGUGCAAUAUCUAUAAGCAAGUUAAAGACUGUACUCAGAAGGGGAAAGAGGGCGAAAUCUCCUUCCCCUGGUAAUGGUGCAAAAUCUGAGCCAGAUAAGGCAGAGCCAGAAUCAAAAAUAAGAAAAUUGGACACCGUUGUGGAUCUGAAAUGUGAUAUUAUCAAGAAUGAGUCGAAAGACAAAGGAUCACAGCCCAUGAAUGAUAAGGAACAACAUGCGCCAACGAAACCUGUGGAGAUAACCAAACAACCUGUGUCUUGGAGAGGUCUUAUUCACAAGGCCUCAAAAGAAAAUGGGUCCCUCAAUUUUGACACAUCAGCACCUUUUGAAAUAGCUAAACACACUGACCAGCAGCUCAUAUCAUCGCUUGGGGAUAGGGUAGGAAGGAGAAGAAUUAGCGUUGAUGGCAAAGCCAGCGCAGAGAGUGUGAGCAUGGGUGCAUCUCUGCCCUCAGAUGCAUUGAGUUUACUGGCUGACUUGGCCCUCGGUUCAAGUAAUGAUAAAGUGUUAUCGAACUUAGAAGCCAAACCUGGACAGGAGGCUAGCGGCUCCCCACAGUCAGUCCUUCAUGCUCUUCUUCGUUGUCCAUCCACCAGAUUUAAAUUACCCCCCAGGUCUCCUUUCCCAGAAGGUCUUUUAGUGACUGGGGAACUGAUUUUGGAAAUAUCAAAAGAGCAUUCUUACUCACAGCCCACCUCUCUGCUGUCAGGUUUGUCAGGUCCACCCCCCCAGGUUUCUUCUCCAUCUGGAUGUGUAGAUUCACCUCUGUCAUUGAAGACUGGGCUUCAUCUGAACCUACCCAAAGAUGGAGCAGCCUCCUGUCAUCAAGAGGAAGGAGGCAAAACAGAAUGGAAGCAUCUGAUUUCUGCAGAUAAGCCAAUGUCAUCGAUUCCCAAGACAAAAGCGCGGAAAUCAAGAUUUUUACGAAACAGACGCAUAAUUGAAAAGGAGGGAAAGAUCCAAGUGAUAAGGAUUUGGGAAGAAGAUUAUGAUUUUAAAUUUGACAGCAAAUUCACCAAUGACAGUAUAGACAAAACUGUCACACGAGCACUUCAUGGGAAAUGGAACUUCAGCAUUGAAGACACCUUUGAGGAUGUCCAUAUCAUUUUUCACAUGUGGAUUGGUCUUUUCUAUAGUAAACACACUUCCAGGUUAUUUCAUCUUGAAAAUAGUACUGCACUUCCAAAGGGGAAGGACGUUGAAAAGGUUCAUCUGGACAUUAACGCCAUUCAAAAUGCUGUGUCAUUGCUCAAUGUUGAGUUGAGCUCGAAAGAGGACUCGUCUAGGUCUGUGCCUCUUUCAACAGAGGUUUUGGAUCUUUCUGUGAAAAAUGGCGAGCCUGUGAAUCUCUGUUCAAUCUCAAAUCAAAGCAGAAUAAAAGACACUGCAUCACAUCCUGGUGGAAUAUCACCAACUUGUAAGCAUGAAACGGCACCAAGCCAUUCACCUUCUGGGAGAAGUCUCUCCCUUAAUCCAAAAGUUACAACAAUGAUGAGUUAUAGAUCUACUGUGGACAUACCAGUGGAAAAUUCAGUGCCUGACAGUGACACUGAAACUGAUGAUGAAAAUGAAAUCACCACUGACUGCUCAUAUUCUCAGCUCUUGGAAAGAAAUAGUGCAUACAACCAGUUGUGUGAGCAAGCAUCAAAUAUGAGAAUAGGUAUUCGGUUACUACUGCCAAAGGUCAGAAAUGUUACAAAUACUGAAGCAUCCACAAGAGUGCCCACUGUUGAUCUGAAAAAGAUUGGUGUGUUCCAUCAAGUACUUAGUCCCGUAAAACCGUCAGCAUUCUCAAAACCACAUCGUCUGAUUUUGGGUAGGAAAAGUUUUGAUCUGAGUUUAAAAAAUGAAACUGGCCAUGUAGAACAUGCAGUACUGCAAAAGGAGAAUGUUUCUGUCAAUGCAGAAAGUAAAGAGAUUUCGAAAACAAAUAGAAGCAAAGAUAAGUGCCCAGAAGCAGUGGUUGAUGGAAAUGUUGACGAUACCGGACACGGAGCAUCCAUUUCGGUACAGGAAAAGAGUGUAUCUGUAAGUGAAGAAAGUAAAGAGGUCUCAGAUGAAGAUAGCCAAGAUGGAUGUCUUACAAUUAUGGAAGAUGGAAAUGUUGAGGAAAACAUGACUUCUAAAUCACCUAGCCAAGAACAGAGUAGUAUUGCUGAGCAUAAAUGCUCUACUCAUGCAAAGGAAGAUCUUAAACCUUUAGAAGAUCUCAAAGGUCACGCCAACAAGGUAGAUGAUCUGAGAGAUGCUUCACUACAUGAGGCUAGUGUUGAAGAGCAUAACGAGACUUCUAAUGCAAAAAAAGAACUUCAGCCUUUACUAGAUGACACAAAUCUAGUUGAGCAUGCUGAUGUGCUAAGCGAUAUUUCAUCAGAUGGGACUAGAGUUGAAGAGUAUAAUGAGACUUCUAAUGCAAAGGAAGAUCUUAAACCUGUGCAUGACCUGAAAGAUCAACCAAAAAUGGUUGAUGAGCUGAGAGACGCCACAUCGGAUGAGACUAGUGUUGAAGAGCACAUUGAGACUUCUCAUGCAAAAAAAGAACUGAAACCUUUACUAGAUGACACAAAUCUAGUUGACCAUUUUGAUAAGCUGAGCGAUACUUCAUCAGAUGAAACAAGAGUUGUAGAGAAUGAGACAUCUAAUGCGAAAGAUCUUAAGCCCGUGCAUGACCUGAAAGAACACACAGCUGAUGAGCUAAUAGAUGCUACAUCAGAUGAGACUAAAGUUGAAAAGUGUAAUGAGAUUUCUAGUGCAAAAGAAGAGCAUGAUCCGAAAGAUCAGUUAAACUUGAUUGAUGCAUCAUCCAAUGCGAAUGAAGGGAAUGACACUAAAGAGCCUGUGGAAGAAGAUGAAGGUUAUACAGGUGAGGAACUGAUGCAAGAAGGUGAAAGUAAGUCAAAGGAAUGGAAUAACCUGGAUGGAGGUGAUACUGAACAUGAGACGUCCAUAGUGAUGGUGGACCGCCUAGAUGAGAUUGUUUCGGGUCUAAAGGAUGAUAUAAACAGUGUUGAUAUGGAAUUCAGUGAUGAUGAUGAUGAUGAUGAUGAUGACGAUGAUGAUGUGAAGACACAAAAGAGUGAAACACAACCUCAGACACCAGAGGAGGCAUACCUUGAAGAUUAUGCCCUUGAAUUAAGCAGUGAUUCAUGCUCUGAUGAUGAGCCCAUGUCUGUGCAAGAGAAACACACCCCUGUUUCUGAUAUUGAUACUUUGGAAGGAAUGCAAGAUGAGAUUGAAACCAAGACCCUUCAGCAGAGUUUAGUGGUCCAACAAGAAGCUCUUGAAGUAUGUCAGAAUGAGUUAAAACCAGCAAGUACUGUUGAACCCACCAAAUUAGAUAUUAGUAAAUCAGAAAAAGACGAUGAAAGAGAUUUAGGCCAACAGGAUACAUCUAAAGUCAGUGCUGAGGUUGAUACACUUGUUGAUGAGGAGACAAAAAGUCAAGGCUCUUGUGAAGAUGAAGUCAUCAAAACAUACCAAGAAUGUGCUUUGCCUCCCAAUAUCCUGACUGACUCUCGUAAUGAAAUGGUUGCUCCUCAUGCUCUGACAGUUGACAAACCCUCAGAAGUGGAGGUAAACAGCAUGUGCUCUACUCCUACGCAAGAUGAAAUGGCGUGUUUUUCAGAAGUACACGAAGACCUUUACUUUCCUCACAACACUGUUCGUGUUGACAUGUUGCCACCUAAAAAUUCUGUAACUCCCCACACCCAAGUUUCUACCACAAAGCCAUUCUCUGACUUUAUAGGACAUAAUGAAGAAACCCACAAUGAUGAACUAAGGUGGAAGAGGAACAAAUACCCGGGGACAAUGGAUUUCAAAGAUGAAUCUGCAUUAACUAUUAAGUGUUCACCCAGUGAGGACCCUUUCCAGUUAAGGCAAAACAAACUCUGUCCCACCUCCCAACAAAAAGAUGACGAGAACAGUAACUUCAUAGAGGCUGCAACUCAAAACGACUCUGAACUAUUUUACAGAGAAGACAAUGUAGACGAUUUGCAUGGAUAUUACCAGGGAUCUGAUGAAGGUUUACAGUGGCCUGAUUACCAAACAGAGAAACCAGUUGAUCACCAAUUGUAUCCAUGUGAAAUCGAAUUUAGUGGGGACAAUGAUCAACCCAUUUGUUCCAAGUAUAUUACAUCUGAACACGAGUAUUCCUACAGGCACAAAAAGCGUGCAAAGAAAGAGUUGGAUAACUAUUGUUGGGAAGAAAAGAAAUAUAAAUUAGAUCCUCUGUCAGUUACUUUUACUGCUGGAUAUACCAGGGAACAAAGUCCAAAAAAGAAAUCUAGAAAGAGCAAAUUCACAGUCUCCCGCCAAAUUUCUGCGUGGGAUGAGGAAGGCAUUGUAGACUACAGCAUCCAAAAAACGUCAUGCUUUGAAACUUGUUUAAAGCCGACUAGGGAGGUCACUGUUAGUUCCCUUCCACAUGUUAAGACAAGCAAACAGCAGUUUGACUGGAGCAGGUAUUUCAAAAGGGAGGCGGCUUCCAGUCAGCUAUUAGAUGUGAGUGAGAGGGAUGACAAAUUUGACAUUCCACCCUCAUCUAUUGUCACCAUUUUGGACCGAAAAGGAAACCGGGUAACAUUCAGUAACUCUCCCACCAUGAAACCAUCUUUCAUUGGACUUGAAAACUCUUUAAAUGACUGGCAGGAACAACAAAGUAUGGCUGAUGUGACCCGGUCUGCAGUUGAUCUCGAGUACCUUAUCUUCUCUAAAAAAAUGAAUCAGGUUCUCAAAGAGAAUAAGAAAGUCAGAGCUCAGAACUCAUCCAGUACCACAUCACACUGUUGGUCAAAUCCUAACCAGGCUACAUGUCCCAUGACAAUUCAGUUUUCAAAUCUCAGUGAAGUUGAGAACUCUGUUGAACUUAGUAAAGCACAGUCAUCAAUUACUGAUUUUAAGAUUAAAGUGGACAUGUCUGACAAGAGAGAGAUGAUGGAGCCUGCAAGAAACCGCAAACCACACCUUCAAAGACUUUUCUUUGAAAAAGGCAACGAGGUUGAGUUCGCCGGGAUUUCGGAAAUAACAAAGCAAUGCGCUGUUGCAUACAAGUCCAUGAUGAAUGAUGUCUGCAGCAGGAAGACUCUCCCUCGUCCAGUUGAGGCAAGUGGAAAGGGCAUCAAGAGGAAGUACAAUCGAGAGAGCGUUGGCCAACAUCCUGGAUUCUGUGGUCGGAUCAAGAAGGACACUUUCAACAAUCCUCAUGACAAUCUAAAGUCAUUUGUGCGGCAAGCUUCCAAGACUAAGUACAGGUUCUUUAUCCUUGUCACAUCAACAGAUACCUUCUUUGAAGAAACCAAGCACCUGUUGGAGAUUGAAGGCCACAUACCGGUUGAGCCAAACGAGUUUAACCUUAGCGACGAUUGUCAGUCACCUCUUCUUAUUAUACUGAGGAAUGAGGACAUUGCAGAGCACAUAUGUGAGGUGCCUUGUUUGCUGGAAUUAAAGAAGUCGCCCAACGUCCUGUUUGCUGGCAUCGACCGACCCGAUGACGUGGUGAACCUCGCUCACCAAGAGCUUUUUGAAAAAGGAGGCUUUAUAGUGUGUGAUGAAUUGGCUCUUGACACACUUACUCUAGAUGACAUGAAGAAAGUUGUGGGGAUUCUGGAGGAGUUAGACAAACAAGGGAAAUGGAAAUGGUUUCUGCACUAUAGAGACAGUCGCAGGCUUCGGGAAAGUGCAAGGUCCAGUCCUGAGGGCAGUAAGAAGCAGCAGUUUAUCGAUUUCUGUCAGAAAGCUGGCAUAGUCGAGGUCUUGCCCUAUCAUGAAUGUGAUGUCAUAUCACGGGACCGACCGGAUUACCUCUUCUGUUUGACUCGUCUCCAGAUCCAAAACGCAUCCGUACGGUUUCCUGUGUUUAUUACCGACACGCCUACUGAAUCUUUUGGAACAAAUGGGAUUUUAACCAUGAACAUUUACACAUUCUCACGGAUUCUUUCAAAUGAUACUUGUUCUGUGUCAUAAAUGUGUUUUUUGUUUUGUUUUUUUAUCAAAAUCCAAUUUCUUACCAUUGGUAAGUACCUUUGUUCAUAAUUAAUUUAUUCUUUAUCGUAAAUGUUAAAGCAUAUAUCUUUGUUAUUCAUAUGUAAUUGCUUACAAUUUAUAAGCUUUCCAGCGAGAACUUUACCGUUUAUAACACAGUAAAAAUGUACAAAUGUAGGUCAUGAAAAUGUUUUAGUGUGUUUUAACCUGACUGUUUUUUAUCUAUGAAAUUGACUGAAACUCUAAUAAAUGAGCUGAUUUAG
Molecule: messenger RNA, 10064 nt
Organism: Megalobrama amblycephala (Wuchang bream)
Lineage: Eukaryota; Metazoa; Chordata; Actinopteri; Cypriniformes; Xenocyprididae
Gene: tasor2
Product: transcription activation suppressor family member 2
Exons: 22
Coding region: 703-9783 (3026 amino acids)
Biological process (GO): negative regulation of gene expression, epigenetic
Cellular component (GO): nucleoplasm
Source: RefSeq, a predicted model, not a curated record